AUGCAGCUCAAAGAUCAACGACCCCCUGUGUGGGUAUCUUGGUGGAUGGCGUUCUCGAUAGUGAUCGUAUCAUGGGAUGCUGCUUACUGCUUCUUGCGUCCGAGAAGUUUCGGUACAGGUGAUUUAGCUUGGAUAUGGGCACCUUACAACAUGGUACCUUACAGUAUGGUCGAUUACCUAUAUGGUCAACCAGGAUUAGAUGCCAACGACGGAUUUACCAAUGCUCAAGCUCUGAUGAAUGUGAUCGAAGUGUUCCUGGCCAUCGAAUAUCUCUAUCUCCGCCAUACCUCACCUAGAUCUUCUAACAGGACACCAAAUCCAGCUCAUCAUUAUCAUGCGCACGCUCCGCUGGUGGGAUUUGCCGGAGCGUUGAUGACGCUCAGCAAGACGGCUCUGUACUUCUUACAAGAAUACUUCUGUGAUUGGUGUAUGGUGGGGCAUAACGAUAGAUUCACAUUCUGGACGGUAUGGGUAGCUACGAACGUGAGUUUAUCCAUCAGUUAUACCUGGGUGGUCGUUCCCUUCAUCGUCUGUGUUGUCCUGGGUCGAUUCAUCGCUCAAGCCCUUAUGAGGGAUACAGCCAACCAAAUCGCCUACCUUGAAUGGUCUACAUCUCAAACUCAAAGUUCUCUUACUUCCCCUAAGCCAACUUCAACUACCUCCCUCACAGUACAGUCUGACUCUGAACAAGUCGAAUCCGACGCCGUGUCUACCUCUAUCACCCCUCCCGCCGCUCUUUCCCUCACAUUCCAUCCUCGAAAUCUAUCUGUCUUAGUGAUCGGCUCCAAUCGUCUCGCAGCUACAAGAGCUACCACUUUCUUAGAAGCAGGUGCCAAAGUCACCAUCACUUCUCCAGCACUGAUCUCAGACGCGUCUCCCGAACUGAAACAGCUAGAACAGGUCGGUCGAGUGAAAUAUCGGCAGUCAAAAAGCGACACUGCUGAAGAUUGGUCGUCCCUCUUUUCCAACUUGAAGAUUUCCUUAGUGUGCGUAACGGAUACCCUUAUCGGAUCUCAGUCUCGUCGAUCCGCUUCAUCUGCCAAAACCAUCUAUGAAACUUGCUCAUCGCUGCGAAUUCCCAUCAACAUUUCCGACCAACCUCUUUAUUCUACCUACACCUUCCCAUCAGUACAUCGAUUCGUUGGACAAAACGGGAUACCUUCCAACCUGCAAGUAGCGGUGACUACGAAUGGGCAAGGAUGCAGACUGGCAGGAAGGAUCAAGAGGGAAAUUAUAACUAGAUUACCAUCAAAUGUUGGCGCAGCGGUAGAUAAUGUAGGGAAAUUACGGUCGAAAGCCAAAUCAUCACCUAAACUUUCUGAAGAGGAAGAACAAAACCACGAUAUACCGCUCAACUCACCUGUCCCUCAACUACAUACUCCAUCUCUGUCCAGAGUCGGAUCCACAGAGAAAUUAUCGAUAAUUCCUGAUGGAGGAGUCGAAGGGUUAAGUGAGGAAGAACAGCAAUUACGAAGGAUGAGAUGGGUCCAUCAGAUGUCAGAGUAUUACUCUUUUGAGCAUCUUGCUAGACUGAAAGAGGAAGAUUUAGAUCAAGCAUUGGAAUUAUGGUCAACUUCGUCUCAGGAUAUCACCUUAAGCCACCACCAAUCAGGUCAUCGAAACAAGAAUGCAGAAGGAAAGAUCCUCUUGAUAGGUAGUGGACCUGGACAUCCAGGAUUAUUGACUGUAGCAGCUCAUCACGCCUUGAAAACAGCAACGUUGAUCUUAUCCGAUAAAUUAGUGCCAUCUGAGAUCCUAGCUUUGAUACCUUCUACAACGAAAUUACACAUCGCCAAGAAGUUCCCAGGUAACGCUGAAGGGGCUCAAAAUGAAAUGAUGGAAUUGGCUUUGGCUGGAGCUCAAAAGGGAGAAGUCGUAGUCAGACUCAAACAAGGUGAUCCGUUUGUGUAUGGAAGAGGUGGAGAAGAAGUAUUAUAUUUCCGUGAAAAUGGAUUCGAAUCAACUGUCAUUCCCGGUAUAUCAUCUGCGUUGGCUGGACCGUUAAUGAUGAACAUUCCAGUAACUCAACGGGGCGUAUCGGAAUCGUUAGUGUUAUGCACGGGAGUAGGAAGACAAGGCAAGGCAGUGAAAUUACCUGGUUAUGUCAAAUCUAGAUCCCUCAUCUUACUUAUGGGAGUAGCGAGGAUCAAUCAGAUUAUAGAAACGUUAACUGUCUCUUCGCCUAACGCGGAAGGACGGGAUGGAGAGAGGUAUCCGGGUUAUUUACCUAUAGGUAUAAUAGAGAGGGCCUCGUCGCCUGAUCAAAGGAUUAUAAUGAGUAGGUUGGAUAGGAUCGAAGAGUCUCUGAAGAAGUUGGAUGAGAGACCACCGGGUAUGAUCAUUGUUGGAUGGUCGGUACUGUGUUUGGAAGGUAAAGGGAAAGUGGAUAUAUUAGACAAAAUAAAUGCAUCGGAGGAUGAUGAGAGGCAGAUAGUGGAUGAUUGGUUGGAUGGAAACGAUUAUAAGGUUAGAGAGGGAUUACAAGAGGGUUGGAGGGAUCUCUUGAGUGAAGUUCAGUAG
This is a messenger RNA of Kwoniella mangroviensis CBS 8507, 2520 nucleotides long. Its product is annotated as uroporphyrinogen-III C-methyltransferase. Gene Ontology annotation, molecular function: uroporphyrin-III C-methyltransferase activity. The transcript is spliced from 7 exons. The record is from RefSeq and is a predicted model, not a curated record. Gene Ontology annotation, biological process: siroheme biosynthetic process. The coding region runs from base 1 to 2520 and encodes 839 amino acids. Lineage: Eukaryota; Fungi; Basidiomycota; Tremellomycetes; Tremellales; Cryptococcaceae.